This is a messenger RNA of Hemibagrus wyckioides, 945 nucleotides long. RefSeq names its product olfactory receptor 4B13-like. The record is from RefSeq and is a predicted model, not a curated record. Gene Ontology annotation, molecular function: olfactory receptor activity; G protein-coupled receptor activity. Gene Ontology annotation, cellular component: membrane. The transcript has a single exon. Bases 1 to 945 code for a protein of 314 amino acids. Gene Ontology annotation, biological process: G protein-coupled receptor signaling pathway. NCBI's taxonomy places the organism in Eukaryota, Metazoa, Chordata, Actinopteri, Siluriformes, Bagridae.
AUGGAAAAUAGAUCAACUUUUACCACAUUCAUUCUGGAUGGCUACUAUGUAAUGGACAAACAGAAGCAUUUGUUCAUUUUUAUUUUUCUCCUCCUCUAUGCUGCUAUUUUUAUCCUGAACUCACUUCUCAUUGCUGUAAUCUAUUUUGAAAGAACACUGCAUAAUCCAAUGUAUAUCUUUGUUUGCAAUCUGUCAUUUAAUGGCAUAUAUGGCAGCACAGGUUUGAUCCCACAUCUGAUAUUUAAUCUCACUACUGAGGAGCAUAGGAUAUAUUUAACAAAUUGCCUCAUACAAAUCUUCUGUUUACACACUUAUAAUAUUACUGAACUAAGUAUCUUGACCGUUAUGGGGUAUGACCGUUAUGUUGCUAUUUGUUACCCACUUCACUAUCAUGAUAUGAUGUCGACAAAAAAGCUUGGCGCAUUUGUAUUUUUUAUGUGGGCUUAUCCAUUUGCCUUUUUUUUGCUUUACGAGUCAUUCACAAUACGCCUAAGCUUUUGUAAAGAAAUUAUACAAAAGACACAUUGUGUAAAUUUUGACCUUGUUAAACUAUCUUGUACGGACAUCACUAUCCACAGCAUGCUUGGACUUGCCACAGUGGGUAUUACAGUCAUUCCACAGAUUAUGAUCAUUUUAUUUUCUUAUGCACAGAUUUUGCGUGUUUGCAUAUAUUCUUCUAAAGAAUGUCAAACCAAAGCCAUUCAGACAUGUACACCUCACAUUCUUUGUGUUAUGAAUUAUUCUGUUGGCGUACUGUUUGAAAUAAUUCAAAGUCGGCUAAAUACUAGCUCUUGGCCACAUGAUUUCAGGACUUUCAUGUCUCUAUAUUUUAUGAUAUUUCCUCCUCUGUUAAAUCCAGUUAUCUAUGGUAUGAAUGGGCAUGUUAUAAGAAAGCAUAUUCAGAAGAUUUUAUGUGUGACUAAUGUUGCUCCCUUAAAAGAUUAG